Physella acuta is the source of this 1375-nucleotide messenger RNA. RefSeq names its product centrosomal protein of 19 kDa-like. NCBI's taxonomy places the organism in Eukaryota, Metazoa, Mollusca, Gastropoda, Physidae. Gene Ontology annotation, biological process: trans-Golgi to periciliary membrane compartment transport; microtubule anchoring at centrosome. The record is from RefSeq and is a predicted model, not a curated record. Gene Ontology annotation, cellular component: ciliary basal body; centriole; spindle pole.
GGGAAUAAGUCAUAAACAAGGAAUGUUUCAGUUUUCAUUGACGACGAUGAAUUCAUUUUAUUCUUUGAUAAACGCGUAUGAUUGAAAAUUUUAGUGAAUUUUAAAAGGGAAAUUCAGCUGUAUGUGAACAUUAUCAUUAUGACUGACACAAUAGAAAUCUUGAAGUGUGGAGUGCGCUUUGAACCCCCCACUUUUGUGCUCACAUAUAAAGAUAGAAAGACCGGAAAGUUUAGGCGUCGCUCAAUGCCUUUACGGAACUUCAACAAACUUACUAGCAUCGACACAAUAAUCGAGGAUUUAAAAUCAAACCCUCGCCAUUCUAAAUUUGUAAGACUGCUUUUACCAGCCCAGCUUCAGCGUUUGCUUACUAUUGUUAAAGACAAGCUCAGUGGCCUUAGUUUAGAAGCAAGUAUCGCUCGCAACGAUGCGAUGGACACGCUUCGCCCGGAUGAAAAUUUGAACAAAGUUGAUCCUGAAACUCUUCAGAGGAAAAAGUUAGUUAUGGAUUUAUCUUUUGAGAAGAAGAGAAAAAAGCCAGGGGAUCCAGAUUUUCAGUACAAUGUUGAAGUUGAUUUUGAACCUGUGGAAGUCAAAACAAGUGAGUGGGACUCAGGGGAGUCUGACAUUGACUUUUAGUCGGCAAAACUGCAAUGGCUUUUUAUAAGUACAUAUAAUGAACUUUAAUUUUGUGAUGCAUAAAUGAUGUAAAUAAUGAAUAUAUAAAACACAAAGCUAUAAAUCCCUCUGACUUCCAUAAAUCCAGUGUCAUAUUUAAACUGGUGUAUUUUUAUAUAUAAUUGUAUUAUAUACAUACUCUUUUCAUUCAUUGUAUUUUUAAAUGAUAUAGCAUGUACCAGGUACUAUUUAAAAGUAGUUUAGCUUCUUUAUAUUGAUUUGGAUAGUAAAUUAAAUUUGUGUACGCUCACAAAUUUAAAAAUAAAGGUGCUGCUUGAUAGUGAAUUGUUAUUAUCUAAGUAUGGUUGUUGCUAAGUGGAAGUUAAUCUUCACUUUCAGCUUGGUAAAAAUAUUAAGAGUUAUUAUUUAAAUUAAUCUAAUAUAAUUUGGAUCUCCCACUUCACUGGGUGGUGUGGUUGUGUUAUUUCUGAUGUUUAUUUUUUUUUUUUUUUUUUUCUGUUUUCAAAUGCCUUCAUAACAUCAGAACCAGAGUGAAAGGGAUGCAUGUGUAAUGUUAAUGAUUACACCCAUCACAGAUAGAUAUGUGAGCUGUACCUUGCCAUAUUGUAUUGUUAAGUAUCUCUUUAGAAGCUAAACCUAACCCUGUCUUUGGUAACUAACAGUACUCAAUAAUGGCAUGUAUUUCUAAUACUCUGUUUAAUUAAUGCAAUAAUAAACAUGUUUGAUUUUCAAAAGUAAA